Syzygium oleosum is the source of this 2373-nucleotide messenger RNA. RefSeq lists its product as uncharacterized. The transcript has 8 exons. NCBI's taxonomy places the organism in Eukaryota, Viridiplantae, Streptophyta, Magnoliopsida, Myrtales, Myrtaceae. Bases 1 to 2055 code for a protein of 684 amino acids. Gene Ontology annotation, molecular function: DNA binding. The record is from RefSeq and is a predicted model, not a curated record.
AUGGAGGCCCACGAGUCAAUACGAAGUGGGCUCACACCUUUGGGCCGGGCUCGAGAAUGGCCCAGAGAAUUGCAGUUUCGCCCGCCCGCGCGCGCAGUUCACCAGCACUUCGCGGCGCCCGAGUCCCCGACAGAUCUCUCUCUCGCCUUCUCCGAAUCCAUCUUCGACAGCUCUUCAUUUCGCUGUUCCGGCGUUGUUGUUGGUGUCGGAGGGCUGGCGACAGCGACAGUUACACGCUCGAACUCAAGCCGGAAGAAGUUCUCCGAGUCGGCGUCUGAAGAGCUUUCGCGUGUUUUGCUGUUGCUUCGAUGGUCCGGAGCUACUCGAUUUCGUUAUGCCAGGCUGAACGAGCGCCGAUCAAUGCAUUCGCUAGAUGCUCUGAGGGCUCUGACCCGGCUUGAAAGCGGGUUGUUCUCUCGUUCAUUCUCCUCUGGAUGCGAAAGGAGAUGCUAUCCACCAUGGAAGUACUUGGGCUUGCCAAAAAGGAUAGGAUUUGAUGUAAUUGCAGUUCGUACAAGGAGGUCAAAACUUGUGGUCAAGGCAGUUGCUACGGAAUGGCCGGAGCGGUUGGCUCUAAUCGAUGGUGAUCGGCAAGGUGAACUAAAUGGAAAGCUGGAGAGUUCUAGUCCAGCCAUUAUUCAGAUCGAGGCAGCAGCUGAAGAUUCAAUGGAAGAGUUUGAGAGAGAAAACUUACGGCGCACAAGGAUUUCUAGGUCCAACAAAGGGAAAGCACCAUGGAAUAAAGGCAAAAAACACAGUGCUGAAACUAUCCAGCGGAUCCGAGAGAGGACAAAGCUUGCAAUGCAAAAUCCUAAGGUGAAAAUGAAGUUAAAGAAUACGGGACAUGCACAGAGUGAAGAGACAAGAAUGAAAAUUGGGGCCAGGGUGAGAAUGGGGUGGCAAAGACGCCGUCGAGGGUUGAUGAUGCAGAAAACAUGCUUCUAUCAAUGGCAGAACCUUAUUGCAGAAGCUUCUCGAAAUGGUCACCUCAUAGGUCUAGAGGAGCUGCAAUGGGAUACGUAUAAUAUUUUGGACAGACAGCUUGAGCAGGAGUGGUUGGCAAGUGUUCAGGAACGCAAAUCAAUGCCUAGGCCCAAAGGUAGCAAGAGAGUACCAAAAUCCCUGGAGCAAAGGAGGAAAAUCGCCAAAGCAAUUGCUGCAAAGUGGGAAGAUCCUGAAUACCGUAAUAAGGUUUAUUCUGGGAUGGUAAAACAUUAUGGUACACCUGUUAGAGCUCAGAGAAAGUCGAGAAGAAGGAAAAUUGACACUCUGGAGUCUAGAAAGAUGGACCCAGCAGAGAAGAGACCAGACGAUACCGAAAUUGCUUUUAGGAGUGACACUAGAGUUGAUCUCCAGCAAUCGAGAUUGAGGAGAAGCAAGAUGCCCCUGUAUAAGGACCCUCUGGUAAGUUCAAAGUUGGGAAUGAUUAAAAAUAUUAGAGCUGAAAGAGAAGCCAUGGAUACCAAGGCAAUUGAAGCUGUUGAACAAGCAAGAGUAUUGAUUGCUCAAGCUCAGAAGGCUGCAAAAGCUCUCGAGGUGGCUGCAAGGACCAAUGCCAUAGCUCGAGAUUCUCUCUUGGAAGCAAGACGGAUGACAGCUGAAGCAGCUAAACUGAUCAAAUCCAUAGAAACUGGGCAAAGGCUUUCCGGUGAGAAUGAAACACUUGUCUCAGAUGCUGUGACUGAAAUGGUUGGCAAAAUUGGGAAGGGAACAAUUGCAAGUUCUACAAACAUACCAAAUCACGGAUGGGUUAAUGGAAGCCAUGAACUUGUAUCUGGCAGCAAUGAAAACUUUGAUUUUAGCAACUUCACGUGGCAGAGUGCACUAGGCGAUGGAGAGAUACUUAGUCCAGAAGGUUCCAGUUUUGGUCAACCCAAGUGGAAGCCUCCGAUGAAGAAUUCGCAUCCAGCUCAGCAACGUGAUCAAAUGGGAGCAAUUGGGAAGGUGAAAUGCCAAGGUCAGGCUAAGGCGGAAAAGCCAAUAGCACUGAGAGCGCAGAAGGUUACGAAGAAAUGGGUUCGAGGAAGGCUUGUUGAAGUGACGGAGUUGACGUAGUUUCACCUUACAAGGCAUCCAUCCAACCGUGGGGAUUCUGACUGUAGGUUUUACGAUGCAUCGACAGUAGUUCCAAGUUCCAAGUUCCAAGUCCCAACUCCGGCUGCGUCGGUAGCAGUAGGUGCCUCAUGAAGAAAGUAACUGCAGCCGCUACAAUAUGGGAGGUCCAUUCCUUGUUCACCAACAUUCCGAAGCGCUCUUCUUUUCCCUCCUUUCAGGAUCAGGAACUUUGCCGAUCUUUGAUGAGGCUUUGUUACCACGAUUUUUGACGCAUUUGCGGCAUAUGUAUAAUAGUCAUCAUCUCCCCUUCUGAGUACA